AUGCGGCUGGGCUCCGACGUGAAUGGAGACGAGUGGGCGUACAUCCGCCGUACUCGGUCCGGCCGCAUAACCCCAGAGCUUCAUGAUACUGUUCCGGACGUGGGGAACCCAGUGGUGGAGGGCAUUGUCGCGUUCUUUAAGGCUGAAUUCCGUUCAAUGUGGGUGGACCACCAGACGCGCUUCAUGACGCGCGUGCCACCAGCAUGGGUGUGGAGGGGUAACUCUCCUUCGGCCGCGAAGACAUUGCAGUGGACGUACGAAGCGCUUUGGGGGGUGGCGACAUCCCACAUUCAGCUAACGUUCUGGCGCACUGGGUGCGUCCCGGACGAGUGGAUGUCUCAGCUUCACGCGAUCAACAGCGACAUGCAUGUCGAGGUUGUGGAGCAACUUGUUGCCAGCCUCAUGGGCCUGCAGAGGAAGCUGGACAAGUUGGACAUCCCUGACUGCGUGAUGGAAGCAAUGGACUAUGCGACUUGGGAUGACGAGAUGGACGAGGUUACGACCGGAUGCAUGCCAGAGCCGGUCAUCCGCCUCGUGGAUGAUUCAAGCAGUGACGGCCGCGUAUCGUGGGACGACAAGACUCGCCGCAGGUUCCUGCGUAUGGCAUCCUCUGCGUACACAAGGCUUGCCAGCGCGAAGGGAGUUGCUCCGCGUGACAUUAUCACGCUUAAGCGCCCGGGGAACUCGGAUCUUGUGGACCGCCUGGUGCGCACACCAAAGAAGAAGGUGCGGAUGCAGUCCUACGCGCCUUCGCCGUCCAUGUCUCCAACGGCCAGCGAGGAGAUAUGCUUCCAGUCCCCUUCGACAUCAUUGUGUAGCGUUCGGGAGGAUAUUGAAUAUGGGCUGUUGUGA
Messenger RNA from Closterium sp. Yama58-4, 852 nucleotides. The record is from the annotation of a GenBank genome assembly. NCBI's taxonomy places the organism in Eukaryota, Viridiplantae, Streptophyta, Zygnematophyceae, Desmidiales, Closteriaceae.